This is a messenger RNA of Zonotrichia albicollis (white-throated sparrow), 1633 nucleotides long. RefSeq names its product programmed cell death 2 (gene PDCD2). The record is from RefSeq and is a predicted model, not a curated record. Gene Ontology annotation, cellular component: cytoplasm; nucleus. Lineage: Eukaryota; Metazoa; Chordata; Aves; Passeriformes; Passerellidae.
GAGAGCGGAGCCGGCGGAGCGCCCGCCCCUCUGGGUGCGAGUUGGCGGACGGGAAGCGGCAUGGCUCCCGGCGUGGAGCUGGGCUUCGCGGCGGCGGCGGAGGGCGCGGGCGGUGCCUGGCGGCUGCACAGCACCUACUUCCCCAGCAAGGUCGGGGGGCGGCCGGCGUGGCUGGGCGAGGCCGGGCUGCCGGGCCCCGCCGCUCUGCGCUGCGGCCGCUGCCAGCAGCCCUGCGCCUUCCUGCUCCAGCUCUACGCGCCGCUGCCCGGCCGCGCCGACGCCUUCCACCGCACCCUCUUCGUGUUCGCCUGCCGCGGCGCCGCCUGCUACGGCCUGGCGGGCCCGGGCGGGCCCUUCCGCGUGUUCCGGAGCCAGCUGCCGCGGCGGAACGACACGUACCCCGAGGAGCCGCCCCCCGAGGAGCCGCCCCCGGGCCCGGCCCCCGCGCCCCCGCGGCGCCUGGGCAGCGGCGCCGCGCUGUGCCGCGUGUGCGGCUGCCUCGGGCCGCGCUGCUGCGGGCGCUGCCGCCGCGCCGCCUACUGCGGGCCCGAGCACCAGGCGCUGGACUGGCGGCGCGGGCACCGCCGCUCCUGCGGGCAGCACGCCGCCGGAGAUGACUUGGCAAAUGCAAUUCCAGAGCAUAACGAAUUCCUUUUUCCGGAAUAUGAAAUUUUGAUAGAACCUGAGGAACCAGAACUUCCUGCUGACAGCACUGAUGAUGAACAAGGAGCUGAAGGUACAUCAAAGGAUGCAAAAGAACAAGAGGAACUUGGAGCUGCAGGCACUGCAGAUGGAGCAUUUCAGUCCUUAGAUGAAGAGGCAUUGGAAGCAAUGGCAAAACACGAGACUGCAGAAGAAAAGAUCUUCCAGAUGUUUAAAAAACGAGUAGCUGGUGAGCCAGAGCAGAUUAUUAGAUACUGCAGAGGAGGAGAAGGUCCACUCUGGGUGUCAGGUGAAAAUAGGCCUGAAGAAAAAGAUAUCCCAAAUUGUGUGUGUGGUGCCAAAAGGAUAUUUGAAUUCCAGAUUAUGCCACAGCUCCUGAAUCACCUUCAGGUUGACAGCCUUGGAGAGAGCAUUGACUGGGGAACGCUGGUGGUGUACACUUGUGCUGACAGCUGCGGCGGGGAGAGUGCAUACCUGGAGGAGUUCAUAUGGAAGCAAGACUACUCCAUGGGCUGUACUUUAUGAAGUUGAGUCAUCCAAGUGGAAUACUUGAUUUGUUUCACUGCAUCUCUGCACUGUGCAAACAGGUAGUUGAAGUAACUGAUAACAGUGCAUCUUGUAACAGUGAUAAAACUGCUGUAACUAGACCUUGACAGCCUCUCUUGUGCUCCAGAGGAGCUUUUACUUCAAUCUGGUAAUGAAGCCAGAUGCAUUUGUUCAGAAAGCUUUAUUUCAAAUCUCAUUUCUGGAAGUUUAUUAAAUAAAGAUGAAAAACUUUUGGAUUGGUGAAAUUAUCUUUUGUUGGUAACAGAACUUCAAAAACUUAAAAGAUUGUAGUCUGUCAGGAUUUUCAUCAGGCUACUCAAAAAUUAGCAUUCAUUCAAAGAAAAGCAGACUCCUGUAAACCCACACCAGUGCUUAUGUUGAAGAGCUGUACAGGAGUCAGCUAAAAUAAAGCUAUAUAACCUUU